Microsporum canis CBS 113480 is the source of this 4581-nucleotide messenger RNA. RefSeq lists its product as hypothetical. Bases 1 to 4581 code for a protein of 1526 amino acids. Gene Ontology annotation, molecular function: monoacylglycerol lipase activity; kinase activity. The transcript is spliced from 3 exons. The record is from RefSeq and is a predicted model, not a curated record. NCBI's taxonomy places the organism in Eukaryota, Fungi, Ascomycota, Eurotiomycetes, Onygenales, Arthrodermataceae.
AUGUUCGACAUCAACGUCGACAAGGACGAUAUGUGUAUAAUGGCAGUGCAAGGCAGGGUAGACGGAGCUCCCUCCACGGUCAGCUUCUCCAGGGAGCACUUUGAAUGGAAGACACUGGAGAUGCAGGGGAGCUCGAGGGUGCCGGCAGACAGCAUCGUCGCGGUCAUCAAGGCUGACGAGGAUACAGAAGAUGAAGACGUUCUGCUCUAUACAAAGAACGCUCGUCUAGAGACGCUGAAGCUGUCUGGCCUGCCGCACUCAGGGCCAGAGGAGUUCUACUGCAGCCGGCCAUCACACCUGGACGCGAGCGUCCACGUCGUCGUGUCGACGCUGUCUGGCACCCGGUCAGCCUCCGCCUUCUUCGAGGGCUCGCUGAAGCCGCUGCUGGCGUAUAUGAAGCCGGAGGGAGGCUACACGGCCCAUGAGACCGAGUCUGCAGAGACGGUCGCUGAGCUGGCGAGGGAGGUCUUCCUGCCAGGAGCGCUGGCGGGUGUUGAGCAGACCAUCAUCCUCCUGUCCGGCGACGGCGGCCUGGUCGACCUGAUAGGAGUGCUCUCCGAAGCGCCAGAGAGUGCUGCCUUCACCAGGCCGGUCGUAUGUCUUGUGCCUAUGGGGACGGGCAACGGGCUGGCGAAUUCUACGGGCCUGCUGGCUGACUCUACGCAGGGGCUCUCCCGCUUGGUGCGAGGCUCGCCGGCGGACCUGCCGUCCUUCUGUGUCAGGCUACCCCCUGGCUCGAUGUACGUGACUGACGAAGGACGAGGGAGGGAGCCGGUCGCCUCGACAGAAGGCCAGGCCGCAGAGGUCUACGGGGUGGUGGUGGUGAGCUGGGGACUGCACGCCUCCCUGGUGGCAGACAGCGACACCACCGAGUACAGGCGGUUUGGGGUUGACAGGUUCAAGAUGGCCGCGCAGGAGCUUCUCCAUCCCUCAGACGGCAGCCAGUCACACAGUUAUAAGGGUUCCCUCAGGCUCCUCAGACAGAGUGAUGGAGAAGAAGAACAGGUCGACCGGGAAUCACACAUGUACGUGCUGGUGACGCUGGCCUCGCAGCUCGAGAAGGGGUUUACGAUCUCGCCAGCAUCUCAGCCGCUCGACGGACAGCUGCGUAUCGUACACUUUGGCCCGCUGGCGCCGGAGAGGGCGGGCGAGCUGAUGGCGCUGGCGUAUCAGGGUGGACGGCAUGUUGCGCAGCCAGAGGUCGCCUACGCCGCCGUCGAGGCCGUCAGGAUCCGGGUGAAGGAGCACGACGAGCGCUGGCGGCGAGUCUGCGUCGACGGGAGGAUCAUCUUACUCCCACACGGAGCUGUUGAAGCUGGCAAAGCCGAAUAUAAAGAGGACGAAGUCGAAAUUCGACUUUCGCAGCGCAAGUUUUGCAGAAUACGAACGAACGAACGACAAGACAUAAACCAGGACAGUAAAGAAGGAGAUGGGAUGCUGGUGACUCCCCGGACGUACCGGCUCUCUCAGACGCCCAGCAACGGAGUCACUCUCUCGCCCGAAGACCAUCCGACCUUUCGUACUCUGCGUGGCUGGAGUGUUCCUCCUGCAGAGACCCGGCGUGCAGCGGAGAUGCUGCUCGUCCACCAGGCCGGCAGCCUCAAGGUCGGCGAGGUAGCCAGGUAUACAUUGACAUAUACUCCGUCGACGGACCGCAUCCUGCCCACGCCUUCACAGCUCCAUGUUAAGCUGCGCAACACCGCUGCUACUCCGCUGCGCGCCGCAUACCUCCAUGGGCCCUAUGCGCUGCAUGUCUCCUGCCGGCCAGCUGCCUUUGACCCUAACCGCAAGUUUGACCAGCAUGAGGUCGACGGUCUGCCGCAGUUUGAGCCCAACCUGAAGCCCGGCGGCGCCUGGGAUGCCGUCAUACAAGUCCCCGAACCCUCGUCCCGCGUGACCUGGAUAAUAGAGAUAUCGUCAGAGAUCAUUUUCUCCUCCACGGCAUCAGUCCAGUACGAGCUCCUCGUCGGCCGUGAUGCUGCCUCGGUCGAGUUGGGGGCUCCCGCCCUGGCCAACCUCCCUCCGCCAGGCCAGCUCCGUGACCACACAAGACAGUCAAAGGGCCGCUCUGGGCAGCCUGCCAGAGCCCCAGGUGUCUACUCAGAGUCCAUCAGGCUGCGGGUGGACGAUACUACCAGCCUCUGGAACCAGCCUCCCUUUCCUUCUUGCGAGAAUACGGCUGCUACCGACGGGUCGGAGGACGUUUCCUCGGAAUCACUCCCGAAGAAGCGCAAGAAGAUACACUUUGUUCUGGUCACGCAUGGGCUGCACAGCAAUCUCGGCGCAGAUAUGCUCUACCUCAAAGAGAGUAUCGAUGCUGCCGCAAAACACUCUCGAGAAGAGGCCAGGAAGCGGAAACAGCAGAGACAGGCAAAAGAAGGUCACGCUCCUGACGACGACGACGAAGAAGAAGAAGUCAUCGUGAGAGGCUUCCCAGGAAACGCCGUGAGAACAGAGCGAGGGAUCCAGUAUUUGGGCAAGCGGCUGGCAAAAUACGUCCAGCUCAUGACAUACCCGGACCAACCAUACCUGCCGUUGAAAUCCAAGAACAAACUCCAGCGCUCCCAGGCUCGCCAGAGUGCAGCAGCCAGCCAUGCAGAUUCACCCCAACAGCGCAAGAAGAGGGAGUAUGCUUAUAAAAUUACCAGCAUCAGCUUCAUCGGACACUCGCUCGGCGGCCUGGUUCAGACAUACGCUAUUGCCUACAUACAAAAACACUGCCCCGACUUUUUCAACUACGUCAAACCCAUCAACUUUGUCGCCUUCGCCUCCCCCUUUCUCGGCCUCAGCAAUGAGAACCCCAUGUACGUCAAGUUCGCGCUCGACUUUGGCCUGGUCGGUCGGACCGGCCAGGAUCUCGGUCUAGCCUGGAACGCCCCCUCGAGGAUGCGAAGUGGGUGGGAAGCCAUGAUCGGAGGCCUGGGGAACGACACCAGCCGGUCUCAGGGCCAGGACCCAGGCUCCAAGCCGCUACUUCGAGUCCUGCCUAGCGGCGCUGCGCAUGAGGUCUUGAAGCGGUUCAGAAACCGGACCAUAUAUUCGAACGUGGUUAACGAUGGUAUCGUCCCGCUGCGCACCUCCUGUCUACUCUUCCUUGACUGGAGAGGCCUCGAGCGAGUGGAGAAGGCUAGACGGGAGAAUGGGCUCGUCGGCACGGUGGCCGAAUGGGGGUGGGCGCAACUGACCGGGCUGAACUCGAGUGCAAUGCGUACUGGCUCUCGCGCCCCUGGCUCGGGAGGUGACAAGACUCAGGAGAGUAGCAGCAGCAAGACGGCCGUCCAGCCUCCCCGUCCAAAGUCGGGUUCUGGGAGUGGAGCGAACUCGCCUGAGUUGCCCUUGGCCAGUCAGUACCUGCAAUCAGAGAGUGACCCUGCCGUGGCUUCGCCUCAGAAGUUGAGCCCGAUCAGCUCACCUGUUUCUCCUGCUUCUUCCAGCCCCGUCAAUAGCUUUUUUUCCUUCUUUCGGCCACAGAAGAAGAACAAGAGCCAGAAGAUAUACAAACGCUCUCAGACUCUCCGAGUUGAUACUCCAACAGAAGAAGCUACGCCGAAAAGUAACCCGGAGCUGGCUUCUGCCCCAGUGGCCAAGGGCCCUGUCAGGAGUAACUCACUAUACGAGGAUGAGGACGGUUGGUAUACGCCUCCAAGGACAACCAUCCUCGAGUCCGCUGGUGAUGUGCUCAGUCCGCCCCUCCCGCCGCUGGAGUACCUUAUAGACCCGUCCUCACGCCCCAGAACCAUCUUUCAUGACCGGGUCUACCACCCAGAUGACAUUCCUCCGCCUCCACCAACAAGGCCUCGGACUAUAUUCCGCUCGUCAAGUAAUAAUGUCAGCCGAAGCGCCUCGACGGAGCACCCCGGCUCGCAGGCAGGGGCCACUGAUGGUAACAAGACGCCUACGGAGACGCUACAGAAAGGCAGCAGUGGUAUGAAAGUGGAAGAGAAGAUUGCAAGGGCUUACCAUCGCGAUCUGACAUGGCGGAAGGUCCUUGUACGCCUUGAGCCAGACGCACAUAACAAUAUAAUAGUCCGCCGCAUGUUUGCAAACGCGUAUGGCUGGCCAGUGGUCAAGCAUUUUGUCGAUGCCCAUUUCGGCUAUACAGCCUCUGCUCUCGAAUCAGACAACCUAGAAUCACGAGAGGAACGAGCAAAACCGAUGAAUGUUCCAGCAACCGACGAAGGCGAGGAGGUUAUUGGCCAGCAUGAUUCACCCCAUCGCCAGGCUACACCAAAUACCAUACAUGACAGCGAACCAGCAAGCCCUAGCGGCAAGAAGCCCCGUCUAUCUCUUCAAGAUGCUUCCUCUUCCCCGCAGGCACAAAGAAGCCCUAGGCUAGAGUGGAGCGAGCCUACGCAGACUCUUGAACGCAAAAUGAGUAGCCUGAGCGUGAGCUCGAGGAAUUCACAGGCCGAUUCUGCUCAGUGGACAGAGACAUACCUCGAAGACGACGGUCGCGAUGAAGAGUCUGCAGACGAUGAUAUUGAGCUCUUCAAGAAACACGAUGGCAUUCGAGCUUCAGAUUACUUGGAGCCAGACACUCCAGGGCCCGGUGGCUCGGAAGCCCAUUCACCUAUACCAUAA